UCAAGAAGAUAUUCAACCACUAGCCGGUUUAACUUUAACAAGCUUUUCGACUCGGAUUUCCAGGACACCAAUAGCAAACUUGGAGUGCCAGUUUUCCUUCCCUUGAAACGGGUCCACUCUCCUUCCGAACCGAAUGACCGGCUUGGAUCCCACUACCCCAACGGGUCCGUCCGGCUAAUACCAAACCCUGGUUUAUUGUUUUAACAGCCUGCGUCAACCCAAUCGACCUGGUUUUCCCAUCUCAACAUUCCUGAAUUUCUUUCUCCGUCAAAGACAACACAAGAAAUUGAUUUCAAUUGGAGAGAUUCAAUGUUGAUAAACCUUUUGCGGUUUGACCUAUUAGGCAUUAAAGGCCGAAGCUUUGGGGUUUAUUGAGGAUUCUAUAAAAUGGGUUCUAAUUUGGUACCCAUACCGAUAACACCCAAAAAACGUGACCCAGCAUGGAAGCAUUGUCAAUUGUUCAAAAAUGGGGAAAAGGUGCAGAUGAGGUGCAUAUAUUGUAGCAAAAUGUUUAAGGGCGGUGGGAUUCACAGGAUUAAGGAACAUCUUGCAUGUCUUAAAGGUAAUGGCUCUACUUGUCUGAGUGUUCCGCCUGAUGUUCGUCUUCUGAUGCAACAAAAUUUUGAUAAGGUUGUAGUUAAGAAAAGGAAGAAGGAAGAGAUUGAGGAAGAGACGACCAAUUUAAACCUUACUUCUUGUGAGAAUGAUGCAUUUGCCCAUCAAAGUAAUGUUAAUUCUGGACUCCAACUGGUUGGAUCGCCCAAGACAUUUGAUCCCGGUUCGAGUUCGUUACUUCCUUGUGAAGAAAGAACAAAUAAUAGAAGUGGAGAUGAUGGGAAGAAGAGGAGAAUAGUUAAAAACUCUGCUACACCUGCCAAUGCUGAGAACUUUGUAGCAAUAGGGGAUAAUAGGGCAAAGAGUCAUAUUCAUAUGGCAAUUGGAAGAUUCUUAUACGACAUUGGUGCACCACUGGACGCAGUAAACUCGGCCUAUUUCCAUCCAAUGCUUGAGGCUAUUGCUUCAGGAGGGUUGGGGGUUGAAGCACCAUCAUAUCAUGACAUCAGAGGUUGGAUAUUGAAGAAUUCAGUUGAAGAAGUGAAGAAUGAUGUUGGCAAGUACACAACAGCUUGGGCAAGUACUGGUUGUUCUGUUUUGGUUGACCAAUGGAUCACUGACAUGGGUAGAAUCCUGCUUAAUUUUUCCGUGUAUUCUCCUGAAGCUACCGUGUUUCUGAAGUCUGUAGAUGUAUCUGACAUCAUCAAUUCAUCGGAUGCUUUAUAUGAAUUACUUAAGCAAGUGGUGGAGGAAGUUGGAGUAAGACAUGUGCUGCAAGUGAUUACUAAUGGGGAAGAGGUGUAUAUGCUUGCAGGGGCGAGGCUCACUGAAACUUUCCCUGGCCUGUAUUGUGUUCCUUGUGCAGCUCACUGUUUGGAUUUGAUACUUGAUGAUUUUGCAAAAGUUAGUUGGAUGAGUUCCACAAUUGAAAAGGCUAGGUCCAUUACAAGAUUUGUCUACAAUCAUAGUGCGGUUCUGAAUAUGGUCAGAAAAUACACUUCAGGCAAUGAUAUUGUUGAACCAGGAGACACAAGCAUUUCUACGAACUUUACCACAUUAAAACGACUGGUUUAUGUUAAACAAAAUUUGCAGUCCAUGGUUACUUCACAAGAGUGGAUGGACUGCCCAUAUUCAAAGAAACCUGAGGGACUGGAUAUGUUGGAUUUGAUUAGUAAUCAGAAUUUUUGGUCUUCUUGCAUGCUAAUUACCCGUGUAACAAAUCCUCUCUUGCGCGUUCUGAAAAUUGUUGGCAGCAAGAAAAGACCUGCGAUGGGAUAUAUUUAUGCAGGAAUGUAUAGAGCAAAAGAAACCAUUAAGAAAGAAUUCGUCAAGAGAGAGGAUUACAUGCAUUACUGGAACAUUAUUAAUCGCUGGUGGGAGAGGUUGUGUCUUCCUAUUCAUGCUGCAGGUUUCUAUUUUAACCCAAAGUAUUUUUAUAGCACUGAAGGAGACAUGCAUAAUGAGAUACUUUCGAGAAUGCUUGACUGCAUAGAAAGAUUGGUCCCUGAUAUAAAUAUCCAAGAUAAAAUCUUGAAGGAGCUAAACUCGUACAAAAAAGCAGUUGGAGAUUUUGGGAGGAAGAUGGCAAUUAGAGCGAGAGACGCUCUGCACCCUGAUGAAUGGUGGUCAACAUAUGGAGGAGGCUGUCCAAACUUGGCCCGUCUGGCCAUCCGUAUCCUUAGUCAAACUUGCAGUUCAAUCAGGUUCAAGCAGAAUAAAAUACAUUUUGAACAAAUAUAUGGCACAAGGAAUUGUCUAGAGCGACAACGGCUCAUGGACCUUAUGUUUGUUCAGUGCAACUUCCAACUGAGACAAAUGAUUGAUAAGAGCAAACAACAUGAUUCCUGGGACCCCAUAUCAAUUGACUGCAUCAGUCUUUUGGAAGAUUGGGUCAUGGGGAAGGACGUAUGCUUGGGAGGCUAUGGGAGUGUAGAUUGGCCAGAACUUAAUACACCCUCUCCUAAUGCAAUGCUCUUAGCAGCUGAAAAUGAUGAAUUUGAAGAGAUAGGAGCAGGAUUUGAUGAUUAUGAGAUUUUAAAUAGAACAAAAGCUGGAGAGGAGGAUAUUGUUGACAUCAAUCUAGUAGGCUAGCAGAUCAGAAGCCCCGGCAAAGGGACACCUUUUUCAAUUGGAGAGCCCUCAUUGAAGUUGAAGUCAAAUUACAGAUACAUAUGCCUGCUGCAGUGCUGGUUUCUUUGCUUGACCUGAUUAGGCCAAUUCUCUUUUAGUAUGCUAUCCAUAGACAAUGCUCUGAUUGAAUACGUAAAUAUAGAUUUAGAUUGUAAUUCUCUCUUUUGUCCAACGAAUUCAAAGCUUCUUAGUUGUUAUAUAUAAGACCAGGCAUUGAUUGCUUUGAUAA
This is a messenger RNA of Tripterygium wilfordii, 2914 nucleotides long. RefSeq lists its product as uncharacterized. NCBI's taxonomy places the organism in Eukaryota, Viridiplantae, Streptophyta, Magnoliopsida, Celastrales, Celastraceae. The coding region runs from base 388 to 2646 and encodes 752 amino acids. The transcript has 5 exons. Gene Ontology annotation, molecular function: protein dimerization activity; DNA binding. The record is from RefSeq and is a predicted model, not a curated record.